CAUACGCUGUAACGAAUAUAACUUACAUUUUUUUAAAAUUUUGCUGUAACAAUUAUCUCUAAAAGAAAAUACAAUUCAUCAACCUUCACAUUUAUUAUAUUUUACUAUUCCUAUUGUGCUUUUCAUCAAUUAAAUAAAAAGUAAUACGCGCCGUUAAAAUUUGUGAAAUCGCCACGUUACGGGCUUAUCGCAUCGUAAGAACUGUGAUUGUGCCGUUAAUGUUGCAUUAGUGUGUUGCAUACCAUAGUUUCGGUGCGUUAAUUUCUAUAUACGACACAAUGCAAUAGAUAGUAGUGCGUAGAACGCAUCCAGAGAAGUUGCACUUAUCCAGAAAAAACUGGCGAAAGUUAAGCUUUUGUACUAUUUCGAUAGUAUUUGAACAAUUACAAACACGUACUUUUAAAGGUUAGAUAGAAUUCGGAAAGAACGAACCACACAGAUCGCAAGGUUCAAUGCAGCUCUGAUAAAAUAGAUCAGGUUUACACGCAGGGAACUCAGAGGCGAACAUGGAUAAUAGUAAAGUGGAUGAAGAAAAUCAACGUAAUAUUAAUGAUGGGGACUGGAUUUGUCCCGAUUCUCAAUGUGCCAAUGUAAAUUUUGCAAGAAGAAACUCUUGUAAUCGAUGUGGAAAAGACAGAGGAGAGUGUCCUAAGAAAAAAAAAUUGGGACAAGAAAUUGGUAAAGCAGCUGCAGAGAAAAGUAGAGGAUUAUUCAGUGCUGAUGAUUGGCAGUGCAGUAAGUGUGGAAACGUAAACUGGGCCCGGCGACAGCAGUGUAACAUGUGUAAUGCACCGAAAUUCGGAGAGAUUGAAGAACGUACAGGAUAUGGAGGAGGAUAUAAUGAUCGAGGUGUCGUUGAAUAUAAAGAAAGAAGAGAUGAUGAUGACGAGUACGAUGAGUUCGGGCGUCGUAAAAAGAAACGGAAGAUUGAAAACCGCUCAGAUGAUGAUUCCAAAGAUUCUAGGUAUAGCAGCCCGCCACGUAACAACUCUAAGGACGAGGAUGAAAGAGAUGAAGUGGAGAAUGAAGAAGAUCAAAAUGAUGAAGACGAAGAGGAAGAGGAAGACGAUGAAGAAGAUGGUGAUUUAUCGAAAUACGAUCUUAGUGAAUGGGAUGACUUUGCAAUUAAAAAAAAUACAAAUGGGAGCACUGCAUCUUCAGAAGAACAACAAUCAAGAGAUAAAGAUGACUGGCGCGAUUCGGGGACAUCCAGUCAAUGAGAAGAUGUGCAGAAGGAAAGGUUUGACUUGGGUUUCGGGUAUAAAAUUGGUUGCGACAAUGAAUCGCGAUAUUAAUGGAUGAAAUUGCUAAACGGCACAUUUGUUUUAAACCUUUUAGAGAUAGCAUUAUCGUAUUCCUUAUUAGUUAGAUUCAUAAUGGCAUGGUUAAAAGGAAGAUAUAGAUUUAACAAGCCUGAUGGAGAUCAUAAUACAAUACUCGUUAAAUAAAUGAUUUUUUACAGGUGAGAGGAAAUCCCAUGAGCGAAAAAUUGCUCGACUACUAAGAGAUAUAACACAACGCAACAAAUUUAGUGAUUUAGUAAGCACCUUUGGAUAAAGUGAUGGACGAUAUACAACUUAUUGCAAAGGGAAUCGAUUAACAAAUAAGCUUUACAUUUCGUGACUGAACUCAUAACUUCGUUUGACUCUAUGGAUGGAGAAUGAAAUGUAGGUUACUUAUUUGCGCAAUAUUGUCCUAAAUAUUGCAUAGUAAUGUGGAAAUUCGUAAAAUGCUUGACGCAGGUAGAAUAUUUCGCUAGUAUAUGAAAACAAGAAAAAAAAACAGAAAAACAGAAUGACCUGUAAUUCUGAUAUAAUUUUAUGGAUGAUGUGUUACACGACUCGUUGUAAAAGCUCUGAAUUACGAACAUAGAUGAAAUCUUAUUUCUAACUCAAAAUAUAAAGUCUUCGAGAAAGCUCUCUAUCAUGUCACACUUCUAAAAAAAAUGUCUCUAUGUACGUUAUCACAAAAUUCAUGACAUUCUCAUAGUCACUUCACUUACUUCACUUUGAUUUGCUUAAAAUAUUGCUCAAGCUGCUUCGAAAAAAUUUUUCUUUUGUUUUACCUUUUAUAAUUUAUCUGUUUGCCUCGCUCUUUCUCUCACAUUUUCGCUCACUUUUUCUUUUCUCCUUUUUUCAUGCAUAACAUCUAAUGAUUAAAUAAACAUAAUGUAGUAUUAAAGAAUCAUUCCCUAAUGAAUAUAGAUAUGUAUUGAUAUCUUCAGAAUGAAGAAAAAAAAAGGACAUAUUUUCUUGUUUUGACUAUCACAGAUCCGAGUAAGUUGGAAGCAGCCCGUUUUUUUCAAUCGAAAAAAUAUGAUAUGAGGUAUGUCAUCAUGACACCUGGAAACCUCUAAAAACCUAUGUUCAGUUCUCGACGGGCAGAAAAGAAUACAUAUAGGGUAGGAGUGUGCGGAUAUUCGAAAUUACGGAUCUCGGAACCUCAGCUCGGGUCAAGAUCCCGAAAGUUUAUCAGCGCAAUAUAUAUUCGGAUAUCCGUUAUUUAAAACGUGGUUUACGAUUUGAGAUUCAACACUCGAUUUCGAAUAUAAUUUUUCACAUGUCAUAUUGUGCAAUAUAUUCCUUGGUUUAAAAUUCUUACAUAUGAUUACAACUGCAAAAUUAUAAGUUGAAAGUUUAAGUACAAUGUAAUAGAAAAAUUAUGUUCUGAAUUCAGCGUCGGAAUCCGAAUCGAAAAUCGGGUUCCGAAGUGACGGGUACCCAAUUAUGUUUAUGUGUCGACAAACUCGAGAUCCCGACACGGACACGAAAAAGAUUCCCGACCUGAUUCAAGGCUGCAAUUUUUAAUACCCGCACAACCCUAAUAAUGUUAUCAAAAAGUCUUUGUGACGCCUAUUUUCUCGAAUAGCCACGAAACUCAUUAUCGAUCAAUUCUGAUACUGACUUCUUGUAAAUAUCUUUAUUUUUCAUUUAUAAUAAAAAUCAUUCAUCAACAACA
Messenger RNA from Bombus pyrosoma, 2958 nucleotides. RefSeq names its product zinc finger Ran-binding domain-containing protein 2. The transcript is spliced from 7 exons. The record is from RefSeq and is a predicted model, not a curated record. Gene Ontology annotation, molecular function: lipopolysaccharide binding; RNA binding. Bases 507 to 1220 code for a protein of 237 amino acids. Gene Ontology annotation, biological process: RNA processing. NCBI's taxonomy places the organism in Eukaryota, Metazoa, Arthropoda, Insecta, Hymenoptera, Apidae.